Enterobius vermicularis (human pinworm) is the source of this 351-nucleotide messenger RNA. Lineage: Eukaryota; Metazoa; Nematoda; Chromadorea; Rhabditida; Oxyuridae. The record is from the annotation of a GenBank genome assembly.
AUGGCUUACCACAUCUUUCUGCCCCUCACUGUAGUCUUUGCUUCGCAGACGAAGGCUUUCGACUACGUUGAAUUUGAAUCCGAUAACGACUGUGGAGAGGACGAAUUGUGCUUUUGCGGUUAUUGCCAGUGCAAUGUAACUGAACACAUUAUACGUUGUUCCGCGGCUGAAAAUGCUUUAAAGGGUAUGGAUGUGGCGCCGCGAAUUGUACCAAAUACUGUAAUCCAUAUGUAUCAGACAACUGCAGGUGCGGUGACAUGGCUCAAUGUUUCGAGCAAUACAUCUCGUGCUAUAAAAGCAAAUGCUGAUGCGCUAAUCAGUCCUGUUGCGGAGAUACACACGAAUGAGUAG